Drosophila mojavensis is the source of this 6139-nucleotide messenger RNA. RefSeq names its product serine-rich adhesin for platelets. Lineage: Eukaryota; Metazoa; Arthropoda; Insecta; Diptera; Drosophilidae. The coding region runs from base 452 to 5131 and encodes 1559 amino acids. The record is from RefSeq and is a predicted model, not a curated record. The transcript is spliced from 9 exons.
UAAAAAUUGUUUUCGAAGCGGUCGGGUCGGCUGUGUUGCGUCGGAGCGUAAGCGUAUCGCGACUUUGCAAGAAGUUAUAGAUAUCCAAGUAUCAACAAGGCCGAAGUUGAAGCUUUUCUUUGUAAAUUGAAUUGCAGCAAUAAAGCAUAUACAUGUCUGUCAAUGUAAAAUAUAAUAUAUUGCAAUAAAUCGUUGUGAAAAUUCUUAGCGGCUGCCGUCAUUUUACCGAUCCCACUACAACUACAGCGACAACCACAGCAGGAAAACAAGCUCUCAUUACUUAGAUUCCAAUUGGAACAAUUUGCUAAUUGAAACCAUUUAAGCUGGAAUAAUAAUUAUAUUUGAGCACCGUAUCGGCUUGAAUUAAAAAUGUAACUGCAUAUUUGAGGCGCUGCUACUGAAUCAAGUCAACUUCAUUUUGCGAAGCGAGAGAUAAGGAGUUUAUAUCAGCAUGUCUUCCGGCCUGAUGUCUUGCGUGCGAGAAAACUCGCCGCCGUUGGAGCUGGAUCUGAGUGGAGCGGGUCCCUUGUCAUUGCCGGAAGGUAAUAGCAGAGCCCAUGGCUAUCAGGGACCAACCACAUCGACGCCCAUUGCCUGUCCGCUGGCCGUCGCUGAGGGCGCCACAGUGGAUGGCAACGAAUGUUCAACGAAUGCGGAACAUCAGCAGCAGCAGCAGCAGCUCCAGCAACAGCAGCAGCAGCAGCAGAAACGUCGACGCUUCCAUCCGCUGCGGAAUUUGCGUCGAAUCUUUCGACGUCGCACCAUCACUAGCGCCGACACUGGCGCAGCUGGCGGCGCUCAGGCAGGAGGAGCAGGAGCUGGUUCGAUUGCUGCACCUGGAUCGGGAUCGUGCAACACUUUGCCGCCACCGGCGAGCAGUUCCAGUGAGAAGAAUUUGCGCAGCGUUGCGCUAGGUGGUGGCUCGACAGCAGCGGAAGCUGCAUCGGCAUCCUCGCCAGCAUCGCCGCUCACGCAUCAGCAGCUCCACGAGAGCUAUCAGACGCAAUCGUUGCCCAAGUCCAAGUCCUAUGGUGCCCAUCGCGAUGAGUUGCUGAGCGUGCUGCUGGGCAAGAAGAGAGGGGCUAACAAGCAUAUGAACAGCAGCUUGGAGCAGCCGGUCCAACCGCCUCAUAGCCACGCCCACAACCACACCAACACCCACACUCACGCCCAAACGCAGUCUCAGUUGCACUCCCACUCGGACGCCAUGUACCAAACGCAGCGACCGCAAAUGGGCGUGGCCGUCUUCCCGGACGCCAUGAGCAUGAGUCGCAGUGCGUAUUUCGCCGAGAAGCAGCGCAGUCACCAUCAUCAGCGCCAACUGCGCAGCGUUGGCGACUCCUCGCAGGAUCUGGAUCUGGCCGAAGACAUUGGCGCCGCGGGCGGUGCAGUCGACAUGUCCGACAGCCAGCGCAGUCUCAGCGAGGAACGCUUGCUGGACGUAGACGUGGACGGCAGCAGUGGUUACACACGUGAAACUCUCUCCCAGUCCCAUGACAGCGUUUUUUCCGAAUCCGCUACAGCCAGCAGCCUUUCCAUCGUGCUGAGGGCCGAGCUAACAGAUGUGCUGCGCAAGCGUCGAAAUAGGCCCGAUGCCUCGGACGAGGAUCUGGGCCUGCCGCGCAGCCCCGUCUCGCCGCAGCGUCAUGCGGCCGCCGGGCAGAGCCGCAAGGUGGCUGGCUAUCAGCCACGCGAGGUGUCCUCCCUGAGCCUGCUGAGCGUCAACAGCACCGAUGGCGAGGACAGCAGCCAAGGCCAUAGGCAGCACGCGGACAACGGGCUCGGUUCGGUGGUGCUGCGCGAGCGACAGGAGGAGGACGACGACGUGGAUGCCGUGGGCGUGGAGCGACAUCGGCUCUCGCAUGCUGCGGCCAAACACAAAAUGGCCAUACGGCCCAUGAAGAAGAUGCCCACGCGGCAGCACAGAAGGACGCUAGAGACUUCAAUACCUGAGGCCAACGAGGAGCUAAUUAAGCUGCAGCUGACUCAGGCGCCCAAUCCCAGCUUGCGGGCUGUUAAGGAAAUGGAUCUUAAAACAAAGACGCGCUCUCUACCUCCGGGCAGCUCGCUGUCUGCCACCACAACAGCCACUGCCAACAGUAGCAACAACACCACCAACACCACCAGCAGCAGCAGGAGCCACUCCAAGACAAUCGAGCAGAAGAGCUCAACGAUUACGAAUAUCAGCAGCAGCAGCAGCAGCAGCGAGCGAACAACAUCCUCGUCCACAUCCACAUCCACGUCGUCCUCCCAGGCGUUUGGGCUGCGUGCGCUCACCUUUAAGGCGGCCAAUGCGCUGUUCGAUGGGCGUGGCGAGUCGUCAACGGAUGGCGAUGAUGUGACCACAGCCACAGCCACAACGGAGUCCAGCGAACACGGAUUUCUGCGUCGGCUCAUGCAGCGCAACUCGAAGCGCAGCAUUGCGCGUGCCAACGAUGGCCUGGAGGAUGUGGACACCAGCCACCAGAAUCUGGCCAAGAAACUGCAGAUCUCGACCUCCUGCCUGGAGGCAACGGCGCGUGAGCCGGUGCCGCUGCCCAGCAAAUCGCGCAGCGCCACCUCACACGAGCAGAACAUACAGGAGACGCGGCAGAUCAUCAAGCGCGAGAUUCAUAACGAGGGCAAGCACGGACUCAACGCACUGGUCAGCAACUACGGUGUCCAGCCGCAGCCGCCCACCGCCGUGAAGCCCAAGUCGGGGCCAGCGGCGCGCCAGCGUUACCUGCCCAAGGAGCUGGGCGCUGGCCUGGACAAGCCGCUGCCGACGAGCGACAGCGACGUCACCAAUCUGCUGUCCAAGAGCUCGCGCGGCAACGACACCUUCCAGUCGACGGCCCUGGUGCGGGAGCAGGCGCAGCUCAGAGCGGAGGCCAGCACAACGCACUUCGAGCGCAAGCCACGCAUUGUCGGGCUGAGCGCGUUCCAGCAGAAGCUGUCGCGGUCCAGCGACUCGAUGGGCCAGCACUCGAGCUCCUCGAACUCGCUGGAGACCAGCACGGACGAGCCCUCGCCGCUGUACUACGAGGAGAAGCAGCGCAAGACGGUCGAGAAAUCGCGCAGUUUUCGCAACUAUCAGGAGGAGCGCCACGUGGCCAACGAGUCGGCAGCGAUGCACAACAAUAUGCCCAGCCUGCCGGAUCUAUCGAUCAGCUUCCGUGUGCCGCCCGCCUACUACAAGCAGCAGCAGCAGCAGCAGCUGCAGCAGCAGCAGGAGUCGCCUCGUUCACCCAUGUCGCCCAUAUCACCGAAUGGCAAGUGCGUCUCGUUGGGCUUUGAGAUCAACGACAAUAAGCUGCUGCAGGCGCGAGCCGAGUCCACGGGCAAGCUGGCCAGUGGGCAGGCGAAGGUCUCGCCACAGCGCAGCUCCACGCUGCUGGUGCCCAGUCCGGGCCCGGCGAACAUCUCGGAGAUCGAGCAGAACAUCGAUCUGAUUGUCAAGUCGCCGAUGGUCAGUUUGCUGCGCAAAUCCGGCGCAGUUGGGGAGCAGAAGUCGCCGCAACGUCCCAAGGUGCUGGAGCUGAAGCAGACGACGACAUCCAGCAUUGCCCUGGGCUCGCCCGGCAAGGAGGCAGUCCAGUGCGCUAGUCCAGUGACCAAGAGCCCACCAAGCACGCCCAGCAAGGGCGCGCCACGCAAUACGAAAAAUGAGGCAGAGCCCGAGUUUAUGAAGAUCCAGCUGAAUCGUGUCGAUCCGGCACAGCUGCACAGCAAGGCCAAUCAUCUGGUGCUGGCCAAGAAUGUCAAAUUGUCGCCAGCCACGCCCACUGAGCGCAGCCAGAGCAGCGACGAUCUGUCCAUGCGACGCCUCAGCGCCGAGAGCGCAAGCAGCAUUCACAUAGUCGAGCGUCCCACGAAGCCGCUCAGCAGUGCCAACAACAGUCCCGCCAGUCCCGCCCAGCCGUCACCCAGUAUUAGCCAGCCAGCACCAGCCGAGCUGCGGCUGGCCAAGCAGCAGCGGGCCGCCAGCGCCAGCAGCCUGCGCGCCAGCUAUGUCAGCAGCAGCAGCAGCUGCAGCUGCAGCGGCGGCAGCAGCGAGCUGCUCGCGACGCCCGGCACACCAAAGAGCAGUGGGACGAGGCCAACGGCGGAGGCUGUGGAGCAGGAGAAGGCCAAUGGCAAUGCCAAUCGGCUCUCGCUGGAGGAGCGCAAGCGUCUGUUUCUCAAUGAGGAGAAGUCGCAGGCGGAGCGCAAGUUGACGGAGCGCAAGAAGCUGAUUGGCGAGGCCACGCCCCCAGUUACGCCCACCACACCAGUGACGCCCAGUGGGCCGGAUGCCAGCAAUGGCAAUGGCAAUGGCGUGGUGCUGCGCAAGAAAUCCUUUGCCAGCAUCAAUGGCAAUAGCAAUGCUAAUGCCAAUGCUAAUGCUAAUGCCAAUGUGAAUGGCAAUGCGAACUCAACGGGCCAGGAGGAUGCCACGCCGGAGCUGAUGAAGGUCUUUGCACGUCGUUCACUCAAGGUGAAGGAUGAUGAUGUGGUGGCCAUGGCUCAGGUGGCCGUGGCGAAUCACAAGAAGAUGUGCAAUGGCAGCCAGAGCGUCGAUAGCGAUAAGGAGAACCAGUCGAACAGCGAGGAGAAGCUGGACAAGCUGACGCCCAACAAUGAGCCGACGAAGCUGGUCCAGUCGAACAGUCAUGCACAUGGCCACGCCCACAGCCACACUCACGCCCAGGCGCCCGGCAGCAAUCGCAGCACUGUGGCGGAUUUUCGCAAUCUCAAUAACAACAACAACAACAACAACAACAACAAUGUGCAGUCGGCGCCACAGAAGUUGUCCAAUCUGCCGCCCAUAAAGGUGAGCAAUGCGCGCAAUGCCACAGUCAACAGCAACAACAUUAGCAACAUCAGCAACAGCAACAACAUCGGCAACAGCAGCAACAACAAAAACAACAUCAACAAGGCCAACAAUGCCAGCAGCAAGCCGGCAAGCGAGCGCUACUCACUGCAGCUGAAGCCAGCAACAACAGCAAUAACAACAGCAGCAGCAGCAGCGGCAGCAGCAACAAUUGUCGCAACAGAUACAGAUGCCACGCCCACCAAGCCCAUAGAGCGCUCCGCAACAGUGGGCGAAUUUAAGGGCAUUCACCAGCGACGUGCAGAGUGGGAGCAGCGUGUGAAGGAGGCGCUCAAAUAAACCACUGUUAGCCUAACAGUGGCGACGACAGAGUGAGCGCUGUUAACUAACAGAAUCGCGGUACCUGCUGUUGAUGCUCUGUUAUCUAGUGAUGCUCUCUAGUAGUAGUGUAAACGAAUACAACUCUAAAGCAAACGACAACAACUAAUGACUAAAAAGAAGUAGAGAAAAGAAACACAAAAGAAAAAGAACAAAAAAAGAAGAGUUAGACAAGGAAAGGACAAGAAUAAUAAUAUUAAUAUUAAUCAUGUUAGUACAUAUUAAACGAGUUGGCUGUUUGAGCCCAUCCAAAGAAACGAGUUGCGUCUUCGAUCGAUCUUCAAAAUGAUUAGUUUGUUUGGCUUACCGUUAAUAUAUAGUUUUUGCGUUUCAUUUGUGUUAGUGCACGUCAAAAUCUUAUAUAAAAAAAAAUAAUAAUAAUAAAUAAAAUAAAAAAUUAAAAUGUAAUUGAAAACUAGAACAGACAACUUGAAGGACUGUGAGUUAAAUUUACAAAUAAUAAUAGUAAUUCCUUAUGAUAUUCUACGAACAGCUCUGAUCUUGAUUUGCUGUAAAGCUGAUAUUCUCCCUCUCUCUCUAACUAACUAUCUAUCUAAUGUAAGCAACUUAAUGUGUAGACAAAUGCGAGCUUUUGAACAGGAUCAAUUUCCGUAACAACUCUAAUAAUAUCUGUAAUAGCAUUUAAUCUAUUAUUUUCAUAGCAAUAUAAAAAAAAAAAAAAAAAAACUAAAAAACUUAAAACGAUAUAUAUACAUAAUUGUGAAAAAAAUCUUUUUUGGGCUUUGUAAACCUUAUGAAAAACUGUUCAAGUUUGUGUAAAUUCUAUAUAUACAUAUAUAUAUAUAUAUAUAGUUAUCAACUAUUGAGCGCAUAUAAUAUACUGACAAAUAUGAGAUAUAUCUAUAUAUAUAUACAAUCAAAUUUAAUUAACCUGUACGCUCGCGGAGCAUCUAUUUCAACAUAUACAAAUAAAAACGAAAUACUUGAAUGUUAAACAACGGAAAUCAA